This is a messenger RNA of Drosophila albomicans, 1366 nucleotides long. RefSeq lists its product as uncharacterized. Gene Ontology annotation, molecular function: structural constituent of chromatin; DNA binding; protein heterodimerization activity. The coding region runs from base 21 to 1298 and encodes 425 amino acids. NCBI's taxonomy places the organism in Eukaryota, Metazoa, Arthropoda, Insecta, Diptera, Drosophilidae. Gene Ontology annotation, cellular component: nucleosome. The transcript is spliced from 5 exons. The record is from RefSeq and is a predicted model, not a curated record.
GUAAAAAUUGUGAAAUAAAAAUGGCUCGUACUAAGCAGACUGCUCGUAAAUCGACCGGAGGCAAGGCGCCUCGUAAGCAGCUGGCAACUAAGGCCGCUCGUAAGAGUGCGCCAGCCACCGGGGGUGUGAAGAAGCCUCAUCGUUAUCGCCCCGGUACUGUUGCCCUGCGUGAGAUCCGUCGUUACCAGAAGAGCACAGAGUUGCUGAUCCGCAAGCUGCCUUUCCAGCGCUUGGUGCGUGAAAUUGCUCAGGAUUUCAAGACCGAUCUGCGUUUCCAGAGCUCCGCUGUGAUGGCACUGCAGGAAGCUAGUGAAGCCUACUUGGUUGGCCUGUUCGAAGAUACUAACUUGUGCGCUAUCCAUGCCAAGCGUGUCACCAUCAUGCCGAAAGAUAUUCAGCUGGCCAGACGUAUUCGUGGCGAACCAACGCUUUCCGUUAGACGAGCUCUCACGCGACCGGUUAUUCAGCAGCAGCUGUCAUCCCUUAACGGAACGAGUGGCAAAGUUAAGGGAAAGGCAAAGUCUCGUUCCAACCGCGCUGGUCUUCAGUUCCCCGUUGGCCGUAUUCACCGUCUGCUUCGCAAGGGCAACUAUGCCGAGCGUGUUGGUGCUGGUGCUCCUGUGUACUUGGCUGCUGUGAUGGAGUACUUGGCCGCUGAAGUUUUGGAGUUGGCUGGUAACGCAGCCCGUGACAACAAGAAGACUAGGAUUAUCCCUCGUCAUCUGCAAUUGGCCAUCCGCAACGAUGAGGAGUUGAACAAACUGCUUUCGGGUGUCACCAUUGCCCAGGGCGGUGUUUUGCCUAAUAUUCAGGCUAAAUGCUGUAUUGAGUAUCUUCACAUGAGCAAAGAAUCUACACUGCUCACGUGUGAAAAUUGUGAAAUAAAAAUGGCUCGUACUAAGCAGACUGCUCGUAAAUCGACCGGAGGCAAGGCGCCUCGUAAGCAGCUGGCAACUAAGGCGGCUCGUAAGAGUGCUCCAGCCACCGGCGGUGUGAAGAAGCCUCAUCGUUAUCGCCCCGGAACUGUUGCCCUGCGUGAGAUCCGUCGUUACCAGAAGAGCACAGAGUUGCUGAUCCGCAAGCUGCCUUUCCAGCGCUUGGUGCGUGAAAUUGCUCAGGAUUUCAAGACCGAUCUGCGUUUCCAGAGCUCUGCUGUGAUGGCACUGCAGGAAGCUAGUGAAGCCUACUUGGUUGGCCUGUUCGAAGAUACUAACUUGUGCGCUAUCCAUGCCAAGCGUGUCACCAUCAUGCCGAAAGAUAUCCAGCUGGCCAGACGUAUUCGUGGCGAACGUGCUUAAAUUGUGACAACGUUGUGCGUUGUGCUUGACAAGCAUCAAAUUAUCAAACAAAUCGGUCCUUUUCAGGA